Molecule: messenger RNA, 3329 nt
Organism: Amborella trichopoda
Lineage: Eukaryota; Viridiplantae; Streptophyta; Magnoliopsida; Amborellales; Amborellaceae
Gene: PIP5K9
Product: phosphatidyl inositol monophosphate 5 kinase
Biological process (GO): phosphatidylinositol phosphate biosynthetic process
Cellular component (GO): plasma membrane
Molecular function (GO): 1-phosphatidylinositol-4-phosphate 5-kinase activity; ATP binding
Source: RefSeq, a predicted model, not a curated record
UAUUUAUUCUCAUACUAAAUAAAAUGUGCACAAAUGAUGAGAAUGAUAACAUGAGUGUUACAAAAAAUAACAUAAUUUUAUAACAAUAAGGUAAUAUUUGCCAAUGUCGACUGUAAAUCAGAGCGGUGGUUUGGGCGUCCUUGGGUGCGCAGUAAGCCCAGAUCCACUCCCUGCUGGUCCAGAGUUCAAAGACCUGGUACUCUCUCGCUCUCUCUCAAUUUCAUAUGCUGAUCAAAGGUCUAUGCAUGGGAAUGAAGAAAUUUCAUACUUCAAGAGGACUCCAUUGAUGCAUAAAACUUGAGUCUCUCGUGUGGUUAAUGUCUGAAAUUCAUUACAGUAGUCAAAGAGGGCAUUGUCUUUUGCAUUAUGCAUGUCUAGCCUUGUGGUUCAUGUUGGUAAUAAUGAGGCUUCCCAUGCUGAGAAAUCAAGAUCUUUACAUGACGGUACUAUUUCCUUCAGCAACAGAGAACAGCAUCCACCUGUAUUGGGUAAUGGACAAGAUGCUCUAUCAUCUUUUGAAACUGGUAGCUGUAGAAUAGGUGAAGUGUUUCUCCUCAAUGGGGAAAUCUAUUCUGGGUCUUUGCAGGGUAACAUGCCAGAAGGUUCCGGGAAAUAUGUGUGGUCUGAUGGUUGCACCUAUGAGGGCGAGUUGGGAAGAGGGUUGGAAAGUGGUAAGGGAAAAAUUUCGUGGCCUUCUGGGGCGACCUAUGAAGGUAAAUUUUGGGGAGGUUAUAUGCAUGGGAAUGGAACCUUCAUAUGGGCUGAUGGAAUGACUUAUACUGGAGGGUGGCAAUUGAAUGUGAAACAUGGGUUUGGAAGGAGAACCUAUACUAAUGGAGAUGUCUUUGAAGGUUCUUGGAAUCAUGGAAUUAUUGAAGGGCCUGGCGAAUAUUUCUGGGCGAAUGGAAAUGUCUACAUUGGAAAUAUGAAAGGGGGGAAGAUGAGUGGUAAAGGGGUUCUUACAUGGACAAAUGGGGAUUCAUUUGAGGGUAACUGGUUGAAUGGCUUGAUACAUGGGUUUGGGGUUUAUACUUGGGCAGAUGGGGGUUGCUAUGUCGGGACCUGGAGCAAGGGUUUGAAGGAUGGUAAAGGUGCAUUUUAUCCAAAGGGUGGCAGGCUUCCUGCUGUACAAGAGUCGUACCAUAAUGCUUUGAGAAAGGGAGGUCUGUUGGUAUCAGAAUUACGUAAGCCACAAGAGAGUUCACGAAUCCGCCAUGCUUCCUCUGUGGACAUAGGGCAGAUCAAAGCUCAAAGGAGAAAUGGAUCAAGAUGGGCUUCUUCGGAUAAGCUUCCUAAAUCCAUUCUCAGAAAUUCGGGGCAAUGUCGCCCCAGAAAUGUAUCCUUAGAAAGGCGCUGGAGUCUAGACCCUUCCUUUGAGAAAGUGAUUGGAAACAAUUUGUCCUUGCAGGAAGCCAUUUUAGAAGGUGAUGAUGAUGAAGCAGAUGCAGAUGUACCUAUUUUAGAAAGGGAGUACAUGCAAGGUGUUUUGAUCAGUGAGCUGGUCUUGAAUAAUAUUUUUUCAUUAUCAUCUAGAAGAAAGAGAAGGUGGCCGAAGAGACUUGUGAAGGACAUCAAGAAACCAGGAGAAGCAAUCAUUAAAGGCCAUAGAAGUUAUGAUCUAAUGCUAAAUUUGCAACUCGGAAUAAGGUACACUGUCGGAAAAAUCACGCCAAUACAUAGACGUGAUUCUCGAACAUCAGAUUUCGGCCCUCGUGCGAGUUUUUGGAUGAAUUUUCCUAGAGAAGGCUCACAGUUAACUCCUCCUCACCAGUCUGGAGAUUUUAAAUGGAAGGACUAUUGUCCAAUGGUUUUCAGGAAUUUGCGUGAGUUAUUCAAGAUUGAUGCUGCAGAUUAUAUGAUGUCUAUUUGUGGGAGUGCAGCACUUAGAGAGCUGUCUUCACCUGGAAAGAGUGGAAGCAUCUUUUUUUUGUCUCAGGAUGAUCGGUUCAUGAUAAAAACUUUGCGUAAAUCUGAAGUAAAGGUUCUCUUGCGGAUGCUUCCAAACUAUUAUCAUCAUGUCCAAACCUAUGAAAACACCCUUAUAACAAAAUUUUUUGGGCUUCAUAGGAUAAAGCCUUCAAGUGGACAAAAGUUCAGAUUUGUGGUAAUGGGUAAUAUGUUUUGCACGGAGUUGCGGAUACACCGGAGGUUUGAUUUGAAAGGUUCAUCGCAGGGGCGUUCAGUUGACAAGGUUGAAAUUGAUGAAAAUACAACUCUAAAGGAUUUGGAUUUAAACUAUCUCUUUUAUUUAGAACCUUCAUGGCGGGAUUCUCUCUUGAAGCAAAUAGAGAUUGAUAGCCAGUUCUUACAGACACAAGGGAUAAUGGAUUAUAGCCUCUUGUUGGGUGUGCAUUAUAGAGCUCCCCAAUAUUUAGAUUCAUUAACAACAGAUUCUCAUAUUUCAACAUCUGAAGAUUUUGCAAUGCUUGCUGAAGAAGUGUCAGCAGCUCACGAGGACGAGAUUUCAUGCUACCCGAGGGGUCUUGUUCUGAUUGCACGUGGGCCGCUCGAGGACGGCGUCGUGGUUGGUCCCCAUAUACGUGGCAACCGUCUGCGAGCAUCAGCAGCUGGUGAUGAAGAAGUAGAUUUGCUUCUCCCAGGCACAGCCAGACUUCAAAUUCAACUUGGUGUGAACAUGCCUGCUCGGGCAGAGUAUGUCCCAAAUGGUGAAACCAACAAGAGUGAACAGUUGUUUCACGAAGUGUAUGAUGUGGUCCUCUAUCUAGGUAUCAUUGAUAUACUACAAGACUACAAUAUGAAUAAAAGAAUCGAGCACGCCUACAAAUCCCUCCAAUUUGAUUCCCUCUCCAUCUCAGCUGUCGAUCCCAUGCACUACUCUCACCGUUUCUUGCGGUCUAUACAGAAGGUGUUCCCAGAAAACAAUUCUUGAGGGGGUUCUUCAGACUUCAGGGAGCAGAUGCUGCUUCAUUUCAUUUCUUUUUAUUUAAAAAUGUUGUCUGAAUGAAGGAAUGACUGAGUGAAACUUGUUCUUAACUUCUCUGAAUCCUGCCAAAUCAUCGCUUUCUCUUUUGCUUUUCUAAUGCUCUUCCACAGGAGGGAGUGAUUGUUGUGUUGGAAUGGGCCUCUAGAUGUUAUGACUCUUCAAUUCAACAUUCUAAACAAAUCACCUGCUGCAUCAAAAUUUCAAACAUAAACAGCUCAAUGUCUCUGAGACAAUACUAUAUGUAUUGUAUGCAUAGUACAAGGAUGUUGCGAUCGCUGUAGUCAUUGGACGUGAAAUUUACACAUUAAAUUGAGUUACGACUUUCAAGAAGUUUUAAUUGGGGCUUUGUGCCAAUCAAUGAUACAUCGUAUUCCACUUGAUUUCA